UGUUAUUUUUUUCAAUUUAAAUAAGCAUAAAUGAAACCAAACUAACAGGCAACAGGACUAAUUUAUCCACAUGGCAACAGCUCUAUUCUCAGAAGAAGUAAAGUGGCAUGCAGUAGAUCUGCCCAUUUUAUUUAAACAAAAUACUAGAUAAAUUUCGAUUCAAAAUGUCAGGGGCAGCUAUUUAGCUUAUAGCUAUAUUGCAAGUGCCACUAGAUCAAGCUAGAUUUAUGCACAUACGCACCAGUUCCAUCUAUUAUUCUGCUAUUAAACAUGCAUAUCAUCAUCUACAUUUUGAUUGCUUAAUUGUUUAUACAUGUUCUUAUGUUGGGUAGAGAGUUGGAUUGGAUUCUUCUUUCUAUUGUUGGAGACCUGUAUAAGUAUUAAGAGCAUUAGCACCCAUUGCUGCAGUACUGCACUGUAAUUUAAAGAUAGACUAGAAUCUAGAUAUAGGUCCCUCCCAAUUGAAAGGUGUGGCUCAAUGGAAUGGAAGCAUGGUAAAGACAUCACUGCUAGAAGACUAUUGGAUUUGUACCAGUUUAUAAGCCAGUACAAGAGUAUUACAGAGUCACACAGCGUAGAUUAUUUUACUGAAAAUCAUUGGGAGAGGCUGAUACCUGAGGGAUGGAAGAAAGAUCUCUUGUCUCUAUCGCAGGAUGACUAUUUCUUGUAUCCAAAGGCUCAUACUGAGAGUAGAUCUAGUACUAGCAGCAUCUCCUUAGGUGAUUUUCUUUUAUCCAUUCAAAGUUUAAAGCUACUCUCGUCUGAUCAGAGUCAGGAAGCCCCUCCCCCUGCCCCACCCCCUGACCCAUCCUGUGUAGGGCAGUAUGGUAUGUCUAUGAAAAAAGUUCAUGAGGUGAAUAGAAUGUCAGAGUAUCUUGAAUCUGUUCUCAUUAGACCACUGAAUAUUAAACAAAUGAUAGACAUUGGGAGUGGUAAAGGAUAUUUGAGUGAGACUCUUUCAUUCAGUCAUCAACUGAAAGUCGUUGGAAUAGAAUCACAGCCAGUCACGACUCUUGGGGCUUUGGAGAGAUGUAGAAAAGUUGAGAAAUUUUUUAAGAGCCAUCCGAAAGAAAAAGUAACUUCUAACAAAGAAAAGGGAGAUGAAAAGGAAGAUAGGAAAAAAAUAGAACAUGGAUGUGAUCCAUUUGAUGAUUUCGACUCACUUCAUUUACCAUUUGAAGAGACUUUAACAUUAUCUGAGACUGAAUCAACUAGCCAUGAUACAUUAACUAAAGACAAUAACUGUAUUAAUAAAGGACUUGAGGAUAUUUCUAUUACUACUGCAGUGAUUAGCGUUCAGGAAGAAAAUACCACACCAGUAGAAGCAGCAGUGUGUACUAUAGAGUCUAGUGGUUUAUCGAAGCAAAAUGAAAACUGUGAUGCCCCAAGUAACAUAACUGGAUCUCAAAAUCCACUUAACAAUAAAGAAAUAACAGCAUCAGAUAAAGGAAUGGACAAUGAUACCAGUACAGGAACUAAUGCAGUAUCAAGCAGUCACACUCAACCAGUACCUUGUCCUCUAACAGACUCAUACACACCCAUCACCCACUACAUAUCAGGCAGUGACAGCAUUAUUGAUAUAGCUGGAGGUGCAAUAGACACUACACGACCUUUGGGACUAGUUGGACUACAUACCUGUGGCGAUUUGGCCUCUGUUAUACUGAGGCAGUUCAUUAAAGAGCCUCUGAUACAAUGUGUGUGUAUCGUGGGCUGCUGCUACCAUCAUAUAACUGAGAGAGAAGAUGUCACAGAUGCUGUUCCUGGAUUCCCAAUGAGUCAGUUUCUAAAGGGACAUGGUGCCUUUCUCGGUCGUAACACUCGUAUGCUUUCAUGUCAGUCUGAGGCUCAUUUCUCUACAGUUACAUCCGGUAAAGCACUUGAAUCAAUAUUCUUCAGAGCUGUUCUCCAGGUAAUACUUCAGAAAGAAAUGAAGUUAAUUCAAACUCCCCAAGAUGCUAGGGAGCUGUUAGUUGGACGGGUUAAGAAGUACAACAGUUUCACUGAUUAUGUUAGACGAGCUCUUAAAAGACUCAAUAUCCGAGAACAAAACCAACCAUCAAACGAUAGACUGGAGUAUUAUUAUACAUUGCUCCUUCCAAGACUAACAGAACUGCAAAGAUACCUACAAGUGAGAGCUGUUAUAGCUCCAUUGAUAGAAUCACUGGUGCUCUUAGAUCGACUGCUAUUUCUACAAGAACAUCAAGAAGAAUGCAAUAUCAAGGAGGCAUGGCUCUCUCAAUUGUUUGUUCCAGCAAUAUCUCCUCGCUGUAUUGCUCUAUCUGCUAUAAGACAUUAGACAAUAAUAAUAAUGAUUAUCAUUAAUGAUUUAUUUAUUGGGUGUGUGGGCGUUGCCUUAUCCUCUGCCA
Amphimedon queenslandica is the source of this 2366-nucleotide messenger RNA. RefSeq names its product methyltransferase-like protein 25. Bases 479 to 2296 code for a protein of 605 amino acids. NCBI's taxonomy places the organism in Eukaryota, Metazoa, Porifera, Demospongiae, Haplosclerida, Niphatidae. The transcript is spliced from 8 exons. The record is from RefSeq and is a predicted model, not a curated record.